AUGUUACAAUCAUUUACUGUAAUAUUCGUUUUAUUGUGCUGUAUUACAUCAUUCAUUAGACAAAACUAUUUUAUCACACAAGUACUUGCCAUUAAUGAUUUGAAAUCAAAAUACACAGAUAAAUCACUCAGUUUACACAUACCAAAUUUAAACUCAGAUAAAUCCAUUGUUCACAAUACUGUUAACAAUGAUCCUACUUAUAAUAAUAAUAAUAUUAAUAAUAAUAAUAAUAAUAAUAAUAAUAAUAAUAAUAUACAAACAAUGUCAAAAUCAUCAUUAAAAAAUAAAUCACAAUCAUCAUUGACAACAUCUACAAAUUUCUUACAUAACACAUCGAAUUCUAUUGAACGUAAUUUUCAACUAACCAAUCAAAUUGGUGGAUUAGGCUUGGUAUCAUCAUCAUCAUCAUCAGUACAAAAUCGUAUUAGUCUUGAUACAUUAUCACAUACAACAAAAACUUCAUCAAAUAUAAUUGAGCAUAAUUCUCCAUUGUUAAUGAAUUCUUUAGAUAAUAUGAAAAAGUCGAAAAAUAAUCAACCAUUCACUGAUUGGCCAACAUCAUUAGCUUCAGAAGAAUAUAGUAAAAUUAAUAUGCGUAUUAUGGGUCAACCGAUUGAUUCAAGUGUUGUUAGUCAUUUACAUCCAGAUGUAUCACCGCAUAAAGCAAAAAAACUACGUAAAAUUUUAUCUGGCAGUUUAGACAAAGAAUGGACAUCAGAAACACCGCCAAGAGUAUUAAGGCAACGUGGUAUAUCUGGUUCAUUGAAUACAAAUAAUCAGGAAAGUUAUUCAACAAUCGAUACAAAAUUAUUAAAAGAAAUUAGAGAAUUAAAUUUUACAUUUCGUAAUUCAUAUGGUGUAUAUUUUACACUAACUGAAGAACAAAUUCAACCAUAUCGUUUUUGGUUAAUUGAACGAGCUACUUGUGAAAUGGAUUUUAUAUGGGAAGAUUUAGGUCCAUUAUUUUGGCCACGUUGGAUACGUAGAGGUGUUUGCUUAAAUCGUCCAGGACAUUCAUGUUCAUGGCCAUCUGGUAUGAAAUGUCGACCAUCUGGUUCACGUGCAUUACAAUUAUUACAUUGGAAAUGUGAAGAUGCUGCACAAGUACAAACUAGAGAACAUGCUGCUGAUCAACGUAUACGUCGUCGUGUAUCAAUGAAUACAUUUCAUUCAGGUUUUUAUGAAAUGGAACCUGUUACUGAUAUUAUUAAAUCGAAACAAAAAAGAGAUACUUAUGCACGUUUAAGUUUAAAAGAUAAUUCACUACAUGUUAAUUCAUAUCGUAAAUUACAAGCACGUAAUCUUGGUAAUUCACAUUAUCAUACAAAAACAUCAUGGAUCAAUAUUAAAUCAUCUGAACCAUCAUCAUCAUCAACAUCAUCAUCAUCAUCAUCAUCAUCAGGAUCAUCUUCAUUACCUUUACACUUAGAUCAAAGUUCAAAAGAUGAAAGACGUCGACGUCGUGCCAGACGUUUAAUUAAACGUCUUAGUGUAACAGCUAAUGGAUAUCAUUGUUAUUGGCAAGUACAAAAAUAUUUAAUUAGUGACCGUUGUUCUUGUUUAUGUUCAUAA
Schistosoma turkestanicum is the source of this 1572-nucleotide messenger RNA. The record is from the annotation of a GenBank genome assembly. Lineage: Eukaryota; Metazoa; Platyhelminthes; Trematoda; Strigeidida; Schistosomatidae.